UUUUUCCCCUUGGUCCCCCUUCCUGCUGAUAGAAAGAAGAACCAGCCUCCAAAUAGGGAACUCCAAUGAUGGUACCCACCCUUUGACACCCCGUGUUCCCACCAUGAUUUAUUAUAUUCCCCAUUGAUACUCCUCUUUAUGAAUGAAUAUUGAGAUAUAGAAUAACCAUUAUCAAUAGUAAUAACCUGUGUGCAACUGCUCGUCUCGUGUGUGUUGUCCUUCUUUCCCACAACACGUUUCAAUGUCUGAGUCUGAAUUAGCCUCUUCUGAUGAUCAAUCUCCCUCAUCCUUCACAUCAAGUACUCCAACCAUUCAAAUCGUCUCAAAGUCGUUCUCUGAAAGGCUUCUGGGGAAAUUCUUUGAUGCCUCCCAGUUCGAUUUUGUGUAUGAGCAAAGUGAGCUGUGGUCUCCCCCUGUAAGGAGGACUGUGUUUUUGGCCUCACCUGGUAACAUAUGCUCUCAGGAUGAAAUGUUGAGAAAGCUGAAGAAGGCAAAGAGGACUUGGAAGAGAUCACCCAUGUUAUGCAUCUUUAACGUCUUUUGGUGCUCUUGAAGUUGAUCAUGGCAGCUAAUUAAUGCAUAAAGUGCAUAUGCCAACCAUAAUCUCUUUUGGGAUAAAGUCGUGUUUGUCUCAGAAUAUAUAUGAUCCGUACUUUUCAAUGUGCAUGUGACAUGUGAGUCCUGCUUUGCCAACUAUGUGGUCCAAUGGAAUCAUGAUCUUAAUUCUUAGGAGACCCAUUAAGUGAGAUAUUAUAGUACUUGCAUAUUACAAGUCUUGUACCCUAAACUUUCAUAUUUUAAUUUCAUCUCUUUGUGCAA
This is a messenger RNA of Glycine soja, 819 nucleotides long. RefSeq lists its product as uncharacterized. The coding region runs from base 242 to 553 and encodes 103 amino acids. The transcript is spliced from 2 exons. The record is from RefSeq and is a predicted model, not a curated record. Lineage: Eukaryota; Viridiplantae; Streptophyta; Magnoliopsida; Fabales; Fabaceae.